Verruconis gallopava is the source of this 2334-nucleotide messenger RNA. RefSeq lists its product as uncharacterized. The record is from RefSeq and is a predicted model, not a curated record. Gene Ontology annotation, biological process: NLS-bearing protein import into nucleus. Gene Ontology annotation, cellular component: nucleus; nucleoplasm; cytoplasm. Gene Ontology annotation, molecular function: nuclear import signal receptor activity; protein binding. The coding region runs from base 118 to 1779 and encodes 553 amino acids. NCBI's taxonomy places the organism in Eukaryota, Fungi, Ascomycota, Dothideomycetes, Venturiales, Sympoventuriaceae. The transcript is spliced from 3 exons.
AUACAAAGGCACAAACAAUCUUCUGCUUUGUCUUCCACUACGAAGAAAACUUCACCUCAGUGACACUUCCCAAAAUUUUUUCUCCAACCCUUGCUCAGCAAACACACCACACUCAGCAUGGCGGAGCGCUACAUUCCUGAGCAUCGACGCACUGCCUUCAAGGCCAAAGGCGCCUUCAAGCCAGAUGAGCUUAGGAGACGACGUGAAGAGCAGCAGGUCGAAAUUCGAAAGGCAAAACGCGAGGAGAAUCUUGCAAAACGUCGUGGUAUUGCAGGUCGUGACGCUCCUGGAGCCUCACUGGGCGCUGCUCCUGAUAGCGAUGAUGAGGGAGGAAAUAUUGAGACACAGCUCAACGAAGAGCUCCCGCAGAUGGUCAAGGGUGUCUUUUCAGAUCAGAUCGACGAGCAGAUUCAAGCCACAACCAAGUUCCGUAAGCUCUUGUCAAAAGAACGCAACCCGCCCAUCGAGCGUGUCAUCGAGACUGGCGUGGUCAGCCGCUUUGUGGAGUUCCUCAAAUCACCCCAUACCCUCGUACAAUUUGAAGCCGCGUGGGCGCUUACCAAUAUUGCCUCUGGUUCUGCUCAGCAGACUCAGGUCGUUAUUGAGGCGGGUGCCGUGCCUAUCUUUGUCGAGCUUCUAAGCAGCCAUGAACCCGACGUACGGGAACAGGCCGUCUGGGCUCUUGGUAAUAUUGCUGGUGAUAGCCCCACCUGCCGUGAUUAUGUUCUUUCUCAAGGUGCUCUUCGGCCCUUGCUGAACCUACUGGGUGACAGCCGCAAGCUGAGUAUGCUCCGCAACGCCACUUGGACUCUAAGCAACUUCUGCCGUGGCAAGACGCCACAGCCAGACUGGAAUCAGAUCGCCCCAGCUCUACCUGUCCUCGCCAAACUUGUCUAUUCCCUUGACGAUGAGGUACUUAUUGAUGCCUGUUGGGCCAUUUCGUAUCUUUCCGACGGCUCCAACGACAAGAUUCAGGCAGUCAUUGAAGCAGGUAUUCCUCGGCGCCUUGUAGAGCUCUUGAUGCAUGCAUCGACUUCCGUCCAGACUCCAGCUCUUCGCUCAGUCGGUAAUAUAGUAACGGGUGACGACGUUCAGACCCAGGUUAUCAUCAACUGCGGCGCCCUUCCUGCUCUUUUGUCGCUGCUAAGCUCGACGAAGGAUGGGAUCCGAAAGGAGGCAUGUUGGACAAUAUCCAACAUCACGGCAGGCAACUCGACCCAAAUUCAGGCCGUCAUCGAUGCAAACAUUAUCCCGCCACUUAUUCAUCUACUUCAGAAUGGGGACUUCAAGACCCGCAAAGAGGCUUGCUGGGCUAUUUCAAAUGCCACUUCAGGCGGUCUUCAGAAGCCAGAACAAAUCCGCUACCUCGUACAAUGCGGCUGCAUCAAGCCUCUUUGCGACUUGCUGGCUUGUCCAGAUAACAAAAUCAUCCAAGUUGCUCUUGACGGCCUUGAGAACAUUCUAAAGGUCGGCGAAAUGGACAAGGAAGCUAAUGAGGGUAAUGGUGAGUCUAUCAACCGCUAUGCCUUGUUCAUCGAAGAAUGUGGUGGCAUGGAGAAGAUCCAUGACUGUCAGAACAACGCCAAUGAAGAGAUAUAUAUGAAAGCAUACAACAUCAUUGAGAAGUACUUCUCAGAUGAGGACGAGGAAGGCGCUCAGGACAUGGGUGCCUUGCCCGCCGUUGGUCAAGAUGGUACAUUCGGCUUUGGUAGCACUCAGGGACAAGUCCAGCAAAACUUCAAUUUUGGAAGCAACCAGCAAGAUUCCAUGGACAUGUAGAUGGUAACGGGAUCUUUUUGAACCUCGGACAUUGAAGGGUAUUUCGGACGAUCCCACGAGGCUUCAGAGGCCCUACGAUCAAAUUUCAAUCGCCGAAUCCCACCAACCCACUUCACGUCAGCACCACAUCCCCAGUUCUCACCUCUUUACACCAACCUGAUACCCCGGUGCGAUUCCUUGAACCCCUUCGUCACGACCGCCACGAACACAUAUACAGCAUAUAAUCACCUCACUCCAUCCCCUUCUCGACCGACACGAAAGACGCUCAUCUCCCAUCUCUCUCGUCCAUAAGCAUCAACCCCCCGGCGUUCCACAGGACGAGGAAGAGAUACACGCGAGUUCAGGUUCCGACUUCAUUUGUUUUUUGCUUUAGUAUGAUUUCAAAGUUUAUGACUGCAAGUGGUCAUAGCUGCGGCAGGCUAUUAGGAAAUCAGAGGUGAAGAUCGAAUGGAAGUGUUUGUACUGAAAUGAUAGACGAAAAGUGUAGUGUGUAGCUUAGCGCAUCAGAUGGAUCUGAGCCUUUUAACUUCCUCACCGUUUCCUACACAACGUAAA